CCGCUACCACAUCCCCAUCACAAUUGCACAGUGUGCUUCUGUUAUUGAGCAAAUCUCUCCAGCCCUAUCCCACCCAUAGCCAAAUUAAGUGACACUCUCCCCUACAAACUUUCCACAAAAAGCAGAAAAGAAAGAAAGAGAAAGCUAAUUAAGGCAAAAAUCUCUUCCGGCCUGCGGACCUGCAUCUUCCCCAUUCCAAACAACACAAAACAAAACUAAAGAUGAGAUCAGAUCAGAUAAAGACCGACCAUAUAUACAUGUUUCCCACCACCAAAAACCCUUUGCCUUUCUCUACAGAAACAACAACACUGCUCAAAAGGCCAUUUCCAUUUCCAUGGGAUCAUCAAAACCCUAGCUUUGCCCAAGAAGAGCCUCCCUUCUUCCUCCAGUUCCCUUCUCCUUUCCUGGACGAUCAAGUCAUGCCCUUGAACCAAAUAUUCUCUCCGGCCACCCACGCUGCCGGAGAAACUACUGCAGCACCAGUAAGUUCAGUAAACAACACUUCCCCCACCACUAAAACCAAGAAGAAAACCCUGCAGGGUUCAACUCCGAGGAGGAGGACGGGGAAGAAAGACCGGCACAGCAAGAUUUGCACGGCGCAGGGGGUUCGGGACCGCCGGAUGCGACUAUCCCUUCAAAUUGCCAGAAAGUUCUUCGAUCUCCAAGACAUGUUAGGCUUCGACAAGGCAAGCAGCACCAUAGAAUGGCUACUCUCGCAAUCCAAAACCGCAAUCAAAGAGCUCACCGCCGCCGCUUCAAAGAACAAUGGCUCAAGCAGCGAGUCUGAUGAAUUUGAAGCUAUGUCAACCAUGGAUGAAGAUGAAGAGAACUCAAACACUGCUGAAGCGGCGGAGGACAAGAAAGUGUGUAAGAAGAAAAAGGAGUCAAGGGAGAAAGCAAGGGCCAGAGCCAGGGAAAGAACAAAGGAGAAAAUGAUGACAAAAACCCAAAAACUCAUCAACCCUUUUCUUGAUCAAGAAUCAAUUGCCAAUAAUUCCUCCUACACUCAAGAACACACUUCUUCCCAUGAAGGGAUUGAAACCCAUUUUGCCAGCAGCGUUGGAAUAACAGAGAAAUACAUGUUUCAUCAGUACCAUGAUGAUGAUAAUCAGAACAUCAUCAGCAAUGCUGCUUCAAUCUCAGAAGGGACCAUAGAUCCAAUAACCAGCAACACCUUUAUGGGGUUUCUUGGGAAUUGGGAGUUGGCUCCAUUUUCAGGUAACCCUAGCUCAUCAGCUUAUUUGGGUGCAACAAAUCUUGAUUUCCAGCCUGUGGUCCAACAAAAUAAUUUCUCCUGCAACCAAUACUAGGUUAAAUUGAUGAAUCUUGAAUUGAUUAUAUUAUUAAUCUCAUUGCCAAUAUUUAAUUAAUUACUAUUGGCCUAUGUUUUGUUCCAAUCAUCCUGUA
Messenger RNA from Ipomoea nil (Japanese morning glory), 1407 nucleotides. Its product is annotated as transcription factor TCP12-like. The coding region runs from base 222 to 1310 and encodes 362 amino acids. The transcript has a single exon. Gene Ontology annotation, biological process: regulation of secondary shoot formation. Lineage: Eukaryota; Viridiplantae; Streptophyta; Magnoliopsida; Solanales; Convolvulaceae. Gene Ontology annotation, cellular component: nucleus. Gene Ontology annotation, molecular function: sequence-specific DNA binding; DNA-binding transcription factor activity. The record is from RefSeq and is a predicted model, not a curated record.